Messenger RNA from Trichomonas vaginalis G3, 351 nucleotides. RefSeq lists its product as uncharacterized. NCBI's taxonomy places the organism in Eukaryota, Parabasalia, Trichomonadida, Trichomonadidae. The record is from RefSeq and is a predicted model, not a curated record. The transcript has a single exon. The coding region runs from base 1 to 351 and encodes 116 amino acids.
AUGCCUAGAAACAUUUCCGCUCCAUUAAUUAUGAAAUCUCGAGUUCCAUUUGUUGCAGUUUUACCGCAGCAAUGGUAUGGUUUUAAGCCAUUCAUUGUUAAUGAUCCAUCUAAAAUUGACACAAUCCUAUCAAAAUACCAAGGAAGACAAAGAUUUUCCCAUCCUGUUAAUGCUGUACCGUAUAUUUUCAAUGAGACACUUUGGAAUCCAACUUACUACGAUUUGCUACUUAAAAAGAUGAAAAUUUUAUCAAAGAGACAUACAUUUGAGAAAUCUCCAAGUGGAAAGUCAUGGAUUACAAAUGAAGUGUUUUACUGGAGUUUCCAGUUUUGCAGACAAAAAUAUUUUUAG